AUAAUCUCCCUCCUUUCGGAAGGCGCCAGAUGCACUUGGGGCCCCCGAGACGGAGUUUAUAAUGCUCCAGUUCCACGUACUCGCGGAAGCAGCUGUGGCUGCAGCUCGCAGCUCGACGUUCGCAGCUCAGUGAUUGGAAGAAUAUCUCGAGCUGCGCUCUCUGUAGCCAUCCAGUGUUGUACGCGUCGGUUGCAGACCUUCAACACGGCUUGUCCACACGAACAUCAACCGCCGGGUCUCAGACUCUCACUGGUGGGUGCUCGACAUCUUCUCGCAGUUUUGUUCAUCCGCUCGAGGUUUCCUUUCGUGGAGCCGCAGGCUUCGACCCUCGUCCUGCUGCAGGUCCAUUGUUCUCAGCGCAAUUGCUCGCUUGGAUCCACAUUGCUGAGCUCACGUUCACGUCGAAAAGGGUGUCGACUGCAGCUCUAGAGUGAUCAGACUCUUAAAAUUAAGAGCUCGGGUAGAAGAGCAACGCAAACGGUGAAAUUGCAGCAGUUUCGCUUUCAUCGGUGGGAGGUUCAGUAGCCAACUACAGAGAAUGCCGCAGAGGAUAUUGGGGGCUGGAAACAAGUCAGGAAUCGUUGGGUUGCUGAAUCUAGUGAUCAAGUAAUUCGACCCGGCCACAAUAUUGACCCAGCCGCCUGCAAACGAAGAUUCCACGGGUUUCAAGUUUUGUCCGACUUUACAGUCAGACGAUCAGUCACUCCAGUAUCGCAGCCCGGACGAAGCUGUGAGUGAGUUGCCGAGAUGGUUAAGUUUGCGAGGCAGCUGGAAGCGCAGCUGGUGCCCGAAUGGGGGGCAGCUUAUGUGAACUACAAAUUGCUGAAGAAGGAAGUGAAGCGAGCGAAGGAGCAACCGAGAGGCUACUGCUACGUGGACGUGAAGCCCGAAAUAUACUUCUCGGGUCCGGUCGAUGAUCCCGUCCUAGCAGCAGAUGCCUUGCCCAUGUCAUCAGCAGCAGAUCCACCACACCCAGCCGUCCCUUCUCUGGUUCGCAGCAUGUCUCGUGUUCAUGAAUCUUUCAGAACUUUGGUGCACACCACUGGAACCGCAGCAGCACAUGCCUUGAGGAGCAAGUCCGCCAAACGGAAAUGUCCCAGGGAUCCCAUCCAGGUACGUCGAUUGGAUGGGGAGCACUACGAGACCGUGCUGCAGGAGACUUUCGGCAACAUGGAAUCUGCGAAAAUAUUUUUUGCGAGACUGGACUCCGAGUUGAACAAGGUCAACCACUUCUACAUGGAAAAGGAACGAGAGUUCGUGGAGCACGCCCAGACUCUCGAGAAGCAAAUGCAGGGGCUCCUGGACACACGUCGAGUUCUCGAAGACAACAUUUCCUCCUCAUCCUCGAACAAUCCGUCUCUCCCACGUCAGGACUCGUCGAGUCGGUCUGUGGACGAGAAAGACGCUUCUUCGAACCCAUUGUUCCGGCUCCUUUCUCUUCCAGCCCCAAUAGUGCUGGAUGAAGAUUUGGAGGCUGGCGAUACGACACAGGCUGCAUGUCCGGAGAAGGAGCCGCAUAAUCAGGACAGCAAUGUGAGGUCCAAGAAGUCGGCAAUCGCUCCGGUUCCUUCAGCUGAGGCAGAGUCUCUCGAUGACGCUGCUGCGAUCGGUUCCAGAACGCCGGAUCGCCAGAUGAUGAUGAAGAUAAAAAUUCCUCUGACCACUCCGAGCGAUGCCCUCUCGGCCUUGACGCAGACUUUGAGAGAAAAGCAACAGGCCGGCAAAGACAGCCCGGACAAGGAUCUCGUCGAGUCCCAGAAUUUGCUGGAUAAGAAAAAAAUCAAUGCUGCCGAGAAAAUGCUCCGCAACGCUUUCGUCGAGUACUAUCGUGGUCUGAACAUGCUCAAAAACUACAGCUCCUUGAACUUGACAGCCUUCGCCAAAAUCCUCAAAAAAUACGACAAGGUCACGGGACAACGUACCUUGCCCAUCUACAUAAAGGCCGUCGAGACGUCCUACUUCAAUACUUCUGAUAAGAUUCUCAAAUUAAUAGAGAAGGUGGAGACAUUAUUCGCCAACUUUUUCACGGGCCACAAUCGAAGAAAGGCGAUGAUGAGUCUCAGGCCUCGGCGCAGAAAGUCUUCUCACGCAGUGACCUUCUUUUUGGGUCUAUUCAGUGGAGGCUCGCUCGCUUUACUAGCCGUGUUUGCAAUCCUACUGGACCUCAUGCUCCCUGACUACAACACGCCCAGCGAUGAGGAACGAGAUCCAGAGGAGAGUGUCCCUCACGGCAUAUACCUCAAGACUAUAUUCCCAGUUUUCAGCGUGGCGGCGCUCAUACUCAUACACAUGUACAUGUAUGGAGCGAACCUAUACUUCUGGAGUCGAAUGCGGAUCAAUUAUGCCUUCGUCUUCGAGUUCAAGCAAUUGACGGAGCUCCACCAUCGGGAAGUUCUCAUGACUGCGUCGAUUCUCACGACCGUGCUUCUCUCAGCUAUGGUGGGCCAUCUGGCGCUUCACUCCAUGUCCGACUCUCCAUCUGUCGACCUCAUUCCCCUCGGGGUGAUCGCGCUCUUAGUGGCGUUGCUCUUUUUCCCUUUAAACAUAUUUUACCGAAGCAGCAGAGUCUUCCUACUCACAUGCUUGCUCCACUGCCUCUGGGCCCCGUUGUACAAGGUGGUGUUGGCAGACUUCUUCCUGGCCGACCAGAUGACUAGCCAGGUACCGAUGCUGAGAAAUCUGCAGUACGUGACUUGCUACUACUUCGGGAGCUUCUUCACAGAGGGAGAUGCUGAUUCCUGCUUGGACAACGAUCAGUACAAAGGAUUGACUUAUCUCAUGUCACUGCUACCUUACUGGUGGCGAUUCAUGCAGUGCGUCAGACGAUUUGUGGACGAGGCUGAUCAAAAUCACCUCAAAAACGCAGCCAAGUAUUUCUCGGCGAUGUUGGCGGUGGCUCUGAGAAUCCAGCACGGGAGAGAUGGAUCUGCAGUAUGGUCCGUGCUGUUCAUCUCCGUGUCCACUGCUGCGACGGCUUAUCAAAUCUACUGGGAUCUUGUCAUCGACUGGGGUCUGCUCCGGCGAGACUCCUCCAACAAAUGGCUUCGAGAUAAUCUCAUCAUGCCCAAGAAAAAAUACAUUUACUUCAUUUCCAUGAUUUUGAACGUGAUAUUGAGACUGGCCUGGUUACAAUCGAUCGUACGCUUCCGAUUCGGUCAAAUGGACUUCCAAGUAGCUGACUUCACGUUUGCUGCGCUGGAAGUGAUCCGAAGAGGAAUGUGGAAUUUCUUCCGGAUCGAGAACGAGCAUCUGAACAACGUCGGCAAGUACAGAGCGACGAAAACGGUGCCCCUGCCCUUCGAGGACCCUGCACGUGACGACUGACGGAGUUGAACGUCUCGUCGCACCGGUCUCCACCGUCGGACCGACGCCCGUCCGAAGCAGCCCACGCUCCAAGUUCCACGUCACUCCCCGCGCGCGAGAGGAAUGCGCUGCACGGAGAGAGCGCGUUCCCGCUGUAAAAUAUUGCGCCAGUUCAAAGUGACCGAUGGGACUUGGCUUGAGUGCCCGGAGGACAACCGAUGAUUGUUCUGGAUCUGGUCCGCGGAUUAUUGGUUAUUGCUCUAUGGGACACGUACCUGUGACCUCAGAUAGUAGACGUACAUUACGAUGAGCAAAGUACCGUAUAUGUACACUCUCUACCUCAUGAUUUUUAUUGGCGGACGAUCGGUGAUAGUUCUGGAUCUGGUCCGCCAGUUAUAGCUCUGCGGGACACGUACCCGUGACGUUAUAUAGGAGAAGUACAUUACGAAGAGCAAAGUUCCGUACAUGUACGCUCACUAUCUGAUGUCAUGGCGACAAUCAUUGUGCGUGUACCGUAAUACAGAGUCUAGCUGCUACUUCUCUUACACGCGGCUAGGAAUUGGCUGUCAAUGCGUAGGGUGCCUUGUAGAACAUUUAUUUAAUAAGUUUUGGAAGCUUGGUGCCGAAGGAGCAAUAUGAUUUGUCACAAACAACUUCAUAAUGAGAUGUUACAUUACCA
Molecule: messenger RNA, 3982 nt
Organism: Marchantia polymorpha subsp. ruderalis
Lineage: Eukaryota; Viridiplantae; Streptophyta; Marchantiopsida; Marchantiales; Marchantiaceae
Source: the annotation of a GenBank genome assembly